Molecule: messenger RNA, 1290 nt
Organism: Charadrius vociferus (killdeer)
Lineage: Eukaryota; Metazoa; Chordata; Aves; Charadriiformes; Charadriidae
Product: electroneutral sodium bicarbonate exchanger 1-like
Biological process (GO): bicarbonate transport; regulation of intracellular pH; monoatomic anion transport
Cellular component (GO): plasma membrane
Molecular function (GO): sodium:bicarbonate symporter activity; solute:inorganic anion antiporter activity
Source: RefSeq, a predicted model, not a curated record
AUGACCCUAGGAUACCGAGGUUUCCUUGCUGCACGUGCAUUACCUCUGUGUCCUGACGCUCUGUUUUCCCACGAAUGUCGGUAUUUGCAUGGAGAGUUUCACGGACCUGCCUGUGGACGCAAUGGCCCCUACACGCCUAAUGUCCUCUUCUGGUGCUGCAUCCUCUUCUUCUCCACCUUUGUCCUGUCGAGCUUAUUGAAGAAGUUUAAGACCAGCCGUUACUUCCCAACCAGAGUACCAUCCACAGUAAGUGACUUUGCUGUUUUCCUCACCGUCGUCAUCAUGGUGCUCAUUGACUUCAUGAUUGGGAUCCCAUCGCCGAAGCUCCACGUCCCCCACGUGUUCAAGCCUACCAGAGACGACCGCGGGUGGUUGAUCAACCCCAUAGGGCCCAACCCUUGGUGGACGGUGUUGGCGGCGCUUAUCCCAGCUCUGCUCUGCACCAUCUUGAUAUUCAUGGACCAGCAGAUCUCUGCUGUCAUUGUCAACAGGAAGGAGCACAAGCUGAAGAAAGGCUGCAGGUACCACCUGGACCUUUUCGUGGUGGCCAUGAUUCUCGGGGUGUGCUCCGUGAUGGGGCUGCCCUGGUUUGUGGCUGCGACUGUCCUGCCCAUCACCCACGUGAACAGCCUCAAAGUAGAGUCUGGCUGGUCAGCUCCAGGAGAACAUCUCAAGUCGGGGAUACAAGAGCAGAGAGUCACUGGCUUGAUGAUCUUUAUGCUCAUGGGCUGCUCGGUCUUCUUCACUUUGAUGUUAAAGCUUAUACCAAUGCCUGUGCUUUAUGGUGUCUUUCUCUACAUGGGUGUGUUGUUGCUCAGAGGGAUUUAGUUCUUCGAUCGCUUGAAGCUCUUUUGGAUGCCGGCGAAACAACAGUCAGAUUUCAUCUACCUGCGGCACGUUCCCUUGCAGAAGGUGCAUUUCUUCACCAUGAUCCAGCUCAUCUGCCUCGUCCUGCUCUGGGCCAUCAAGGUGUCCCGUGCUGCCAUCAUCUUUCCCAUGAUGGUUUUGGCUCUUGUUUUUGUCUGGAAAGUGGUGGAUUUCUGCUUCUCAAAGCGGGAGCUCAGCUUUUUGGAUGACCUUAUGACAGAAAGCAAGAAGAAGUUGGACGAUGCCAAAAAUGAAGCCAGAGAAGAAGAGGAGUCCCAGCAGAUGAUGGAAGCUGCUGCUGCAAAAUCCGUUUGGCUGAAACUGGGCAAGACCAGCAGCUUGGAUAUCCCAAAGCAAAGCAGUGACAGGCUGGAGAGCUGGGCGGAGAAGAACCUCAUCAAGUUCAACAAGAGCAAGUGUCGG